Messenger RNA from Candoia aspera, 660 nucleotides. Its product is annotated as gastrula zinc finger protein XlCGF7.1-like. Gene Ontology annotation, biological process: regulation of transcription by RNA polymerase II. Lineage: Eukaryota; Metazoa; Chordata; Lepidosauria; Squamata; Candoiidae. Gene Ontology annotation, cellular component: nucleus. The record is from RefSeq and is a predicted model, not a curated record. The transcript has 2 exons. Bases 1 to 660 code for a protein of 219 amino acids. Gene Ontology annotation, molecular function: DNA-binding transcription factor activity, RNA polymerase II-specific.
AUGCGGGAAGACGUUAUAUCGGAGCACUCACUUACCUGUCCACGAUGUGCCGAGUGCAGGAAACGGUUCAGCCAGAAAAUAUACCUCACCCUGCGCCAGAAGCUGCACGUGGGAGACAAGCCUUUCCAGCGCGAGACGUGUGGGAGGAAGUUCAUCACCAUCAAAGUCCUGCACAACCACCAGAAGAGCCACCUGGCGCCUUUUCCCUGCGCAAGUUGCAGGAAGAGCUUCCAGUCGGCCACAAGCUUGAAGAGGCACCAGUGGCUUCACGCCGGGGAGAAGCCCUUUGUGUGUGCCAAGUGUGGGAAGGGGCACGCCAGCACCUACCUGCUGAGCUACCACACGAACUGGUGCCACUUGAAAGAGCGGCCCUACCAGUGCAGCUACUGCCAGAAACGCUUCUGGCAGAAAUCGUCGCUGACCUCCCACCAAGGCGUCCACACUGGGGAGAGGCCGCACAAGUGCGCGGAGUGUGGGAAGAGCUUCCGCCGCAGCAACGCCCUGAAGAAGCACACGGACCCACACGAGGGGGAAGCCCUUUUCCUGCCCCAAGUGCAGGGGGACAUUCACCAUGGAAAGCAGCCUGAAGAGCCACGAGACGAUCCGCACGGGAGAGAAGCCAUUCACGUGCCGGUACUGUGGGAAAAAGUACCGGCAUAG